AUGCCACGACAAAAAGGUAUUUUUUGGAAUGAAUAUGAAUUAGUUGAUAUUGAUUCAGAAGGAACAGAGAAGUAUCGUUGUAAGCAUUGUAAUAUUACGUAUGUUAAAAAUGCUACAAGAUUCCAAAAUCACCUUGAAAAUUGUGUGAAUUAUCAAAAAAAAUCAACAGAAUCAACAGAUAUUACAAUAAACAAUAAUGGUGCAGCAACAAUUUUUCAAAAAAAAAAAUGUCGUAUAAUUCAAUCAUCCAUUGAUGAAUAUACUGAAAGUGAUCAAAAAACACUAGAAAAUUUAUUAACACGGGCUUUUUGUUCAGCUGGAAUAUCAUUUAAUGUAAUUGAAAAUGAAGAUAUUAAAGCUGUAUUUCAAAAAACAGUAUUUACUGGUGAACAACAGCAUACUGCAAUUAAUAUAGCAGCAGGAAUUGAACAUGUUAUUGAUGAAAUUGGAAAAAAUAAAAUUGUUGCAAUAAUUACGGACAACGCUAAUGUUAUGAAAGCAGCCUGGGAAAUUUUAAAAACAUCAUUUUCCCAAAAG
This is a messenger RNA of Ambispora leptoticha, 537 nucleotides long. Lineage: Eukaryota; Fungi; Glomeromycota; Glomeromycetes; Archaeosporales; Ambisporaceae. The record is from the annotation of a GenBank genome assembly.